Ordospora colligata OC4 is the source of this 1413-nucleotide messenger RNA. RefSeq names its product putative proton-dependent oligopeptide transport protein. Gene Ontology annotation, cellular component: membrane. The record is from RefSeq and is a predicted model, not a curated record. Gene Ontology annotation, biological process: oligopeptide transport; transmembrane transport. NCBI's taxonomy places the organism in Eukaryota, Fungi, Microsporidia, Ordosporidae. The transcript has a single exon. Gene Ontology annotation, molecular function: transmembrane transporter activity. The coding region runs from base 1 to 1413 and encodes 470 amino acids.
AUGAAUACCAAGACACUCGUGCUGAUCGUGUCAAACGAACUAUGUGAGAGAUUCUGUUUCUACGGACUGCGCUCAAUUCUGUUCUCAUUCCUGCGGGUACAAUAUUCUUUCUCUGCUAAGAGCUCAACAGCAUUCCUCCACUUGUUCAUCUCAAUGAGCUACUUGUUUACAUUACUGGGUGGAAUUGUGUCUGAUAUGGUAUUGGGGAAAUACAACACCAUAGUCAUUCUAGGCUCUGUGUAUCUUGUAGGUACUCUCCUCCUUACAUAUGUCUCCAUGGAAUAUGCAUCUCAGGGAUUGAUCCUGACAAGUCUAUUGCUUAUAUCGCUUGGAACAGGAGGAAUUAAACCAUGCGUUGCUGCAUUUGGUGGAGACCAGCUUGGACAGGCUAGCACAUCUGACAGAAAACGGUUCUUUGAUCUUUUCUACUUCGCAAUUAAUAUCGGAAGCAUGGCCUCAAUGAUUAUGAUGCCGGUUUUAUCUGAUGUUGGGUGCCUUGGAAAGCAAUCGUGCUAUCCUUUGGCAUUUGGAGCAUCAAGCACACUACUUGGAGCAUCAAUGCUUCUAUUUAUGUCUGGCAAAAGUUCAUAUAUAAUAAAACCUCCUAGGAAGCAACAACUUGCAGACACAUUUAGAAUACUUGGCACUGCAAUAAAGACAAUGAUCAAUAAAAAACAAGAAGUAGCUCAAGAAAAUGAAAUUAAAGCAGCCACCGCAUCUGAAAAGGUACAUCAUUUGGUAUCAGUAAGUGAUCAGCAAAAGCUCGUGCAGAUUUCCAAGGUACUUUUACCUGCUGUAUUCUUCUGGAUGCUGUAUGACCAGCAAUCUUCGUCAUGGAUAGAACAAGGCACCAAAAUGAGCACACAUGCAAACAUAUUUGGAAUACAGCUCGAGAUUGUUCCUUCACAAAUGCAGGCAUUCAAUUCAAUAUUCACCUUAGCACUUAUUCCAAUCUUUUCAAAGGUAGUUUAUCCAAUACUUGAUGCAAUAGGCAUUCACCUUCGGCCAGUUGUGAGGAUGAGUACAGGAAUUGGAUUUGUGUCAAUCAGUUUCUUCAUAUCUGCAUUCAUACAACAUAGAGUAGAUGUGCUUGCAUACAAUCAUCAGCAGCUAUCAAUACUAUGGCAGUUGCCUCAGUAUAUUUUGCUGACUGCUGGUGAAGUAAUGCUGAACAUAACAGGCUUGGAGUAUAUUUACUCAGAAGCUCCUGAGUCAAUGAACUCACUAUCACUAUCAAUGUGGUUGUUGACCGUUGCUGCAGGAAACAUCCUUGUCAUGCUUCUUUCGAUGAUUGAUGUGGUUGCCUUGCUGUCUAUUCCACAUCACGACACCAGCACGUUCAUAUUCUAUGGCACAAUAGGCUUGCUUGCAUCGAUUAGAAUGUUCUUAGCAAGAAGGCCAGCCAAUAAAUAG